This is a messenger RNA of Emiliania huxleyi CCMP1516, 1473 nucleotides long. RefSeq lists its product as hypothetical. Gene Ontology annotation, cellular component: synapse; neuron projection; acetylcholine-gated channel complex. Gene Ontology annotation, molecular function: acetylcholine receptor activity; extracellular ligand-gated monoatomic ion channel activity; acetylcholine binding. The coding region runs from base 173 to 1399 and encodes 408 amino acids. The transcript is spliced from 6 exons. Gene Ontology annotation, biological process: regulation of membrane potential; synaptic transmission, cholinergic; monoatomic ion transmembrane transport. Lineage: Eukaryota; Haptophyta; Isochrysidales; Noelaerhabdaceae. The record is from RefSeq and is a predicted model, not a curated record.
CCCGCUGAUCCUGUUCACCGCGGCCACCGCCGCGCCUACCGCCAAAAACGGCGCCUCCGGCCGCCUGCGGUCGGCGCUCCUCGCCUCGUACGACAAAGGCGUUUUCCCGUGGGAGGUUGCUUGGGAGGCGGCGCAGGCUGACGGGCCGGAGCGGUCGGGCUUGGAGGUCGAGAUGGGCAUCAACUUCCACCGUGUCCACUCCGUCGACGUCGUGAACCACGCCACGGACAUGAUCGUGUGGUAUCGUCUGCGGUGGCACGACCCGCGGCUGGUGUGGAACGCCUCGCAGUAUGGCGGGCUCACAACACUGCAGCUGUGGGUCGGUGACGGCACUGGCGCGGGCGAGACGUCCGAGAUUUGGACGCCGGACAUGACCCUGUGGAACCAGGGCGAGUCGAUGCAGACCUCGCUCUCCAGCGCCUUCGCGAGCGUUUCGAGCGACGGCACCGUCUUCUGGUCACGGCCCGGCCACCUCCGCCCCACUUGCAAGUUCGUCGGACUCGACAGCUUCCCGUUUGACGAGCUGGGAUGCACGAUGGAGUUCGGCAGCUGGAGCUUCAGCGGCCUCUACCUCCGCCCCGUCAAGAUGGACGCCGGCUUCAGCAUCGGAGGCUCCGAGACGGCGGGGGAGUCCUUCCAAGAGUUCUCGCUCGAGCGUGUCAGCUGCCGCGAGAACGUCUACCCGCCCUACCCUGGCGACCCAGAGAAUGACUGGCCCGUCCUCCUCUACGAGGUCGUCUUCCAGCGAGCUUGGCAGCCGUACACCCGUGGCUACAUCUUAUUGCAGGCCUUCCAAUACAACACGCCCCCGCGCCUCGGACCCCCUCCACCCCGCCUCCUCCCCUCUGCCGCUCCCGCUCUCCCGCUCCUCCGAUUCCUCCUCCUGCCGCAGGCGUUGCUCGCUGCCGUGGCAUCCGACUUCGUCAUCGCGGCAAAGCUUCCGGCUGCGCGCGAGAUGACGUGGUUUGCGCAGUUCUCCGCCUUCAGCCUCGCGUACGCCGCGGCGGUGCUGGUCGAGUCGUGCAUCGUCAUCGGCCUCUACUACAAGACCUCCGAGUCGCUCCUGCCCAGCUGCCUGCGCUGGGCGAGCCGGCGCGCGGCGGCCGUCGGCCUCCGCCGAGUUGUGUCCACAGGAACGGCGGCGGCCGUCGGCCUCCGCCGAGUUGUGUCCACAGGAACGGGCGAAGAGCUAGACGCGCCAACCCGCGAGGUUAGCGGAGCCGGCGCGCACGCGCCGACGGAGUUCUCGCGGCGCGACGCAAACGACUUCCGGCACGAGGCCGAGAAGGACCUCAACACAAAGUGGCAGCGGGUGGCAUGCGCCAUCGACGAGGUGGCGCGGUGGGUGGUGCCUCUCUCGUACGCCGUCGGACUCGCCUGCCUGCUCGCCGUCAAAUAGAGGCGGCGCGACGGAGAGAGAGAGAGAGUGUCCUUGUCCCAUCCGUGGACCACGACCAGAGCACGAGACGAAAA